Belonocnema kinseyi is the source of this 477-nucleotide messenger RNA. RefSeq lists its product as uncharacterized. The transcript has a single exon. NCBI's taxonomy places the organism in Eukaryota, Metazoa, Arthropoda, Insecta, Hymenoptera, Cynipidae. The record is from RefSeq and is a predicted model, not a curated record. The coding region runs from base 1 to 477 and encodes 158 amino acids.
AUGAAGAGGAAUCCUCAGUUUUCCUUAAGAACUCCUGAAGGCUGCAGUCUGGCCAGGGCCAUUGCAUUCAAUCGCCACAAUGUGGAGAUAUUUUACAAUUUGUUGGAAGAAGUACUUGUUCGCGGUCAAGGGUUUCUCCAGGGAACAAGGAUAUACAAUUUGGAUGAGACAAGUACGACUACAAAUGCUAAAACUCAGCGGAAGGUCAUAGCAGAAAGGGGAGUCAAGCAAGUGUCGUCUGUGACAAGUGGAGAAAAGGGAACAACAUGUGUGAUCAUUGCAGGUGAUGGCAACUGCUUACCCCCUGCCAUGGUCUUACCAAGAAAAAAGUUCAAGAGUUGUAUGUUGAAUCAAGCGCCACCUGGAACAUUGGGCCUAGCAACACCAAGUGGGUGGAUGAAUUGUGAACUAGUCGUUGAAACAAUGAAGCAUUUCAUCAAGUUCAGUGGGAGCUCAAUUGAUAAUCCCUCCUUAUGA